Molecule: messenger RNA, 2221 nt
Organism: Alosa alosa (allis shad)
Lineage: Eukaryota; Metazoa; Chordata; Actinopteri; Clupeiformes; Clupeidae
Product: epsin-3-like
Biological process (GO): endocytosis
Cellular component (GO): plasma membrane; endosome; clathrin vesicle coat
Molecular function (GO): phospholipid binding; clathrin binding
Source: RefSeq, a predicted model, not a curated record
GAAGGCGUGCGCGGUUUGAGUUGCAGCCUCCCCGCUCUGUAAUACCUAUAAUCCCCCCACGCCUCGAUUGACAGCGACUACGACUUCACCCCAUGCAAUAUAAAAAUCGGCCAACGCCAACCUUCGUUCCCGAUUCAUCCAUCGCGUUUUCGACAGCAGCGGAGGCUAGCUGGAUUCCUCUUGUCCCUAGUGCCUAGCGUUUGGACACGAGCAUCAGCAAUAACGUUAUCGCUAUCGAGGAGGACGGCCGUGGUGAUGAGCAGAGUCUUCGGGAACCGGAGCGGAUGAUGCGCGGCACAGGAGGUGUGAGGCCGGAGCAGGGGAUUAUGGGUAGAGACGGAGGCGGCGUGCAGCAGGACAUGAAGAGUGACCGCUGUGGGGAGGAGGAAGCCUCGGCCCACGGCUGCUAGCACAAACGAUCAUCCGUCACUGAGACAAGAGGAGGAGGAGGAGGAAGAGGAGGAGAAGUGGCAGUCCUUGGUCCCCCUGUCCCCACUGUGUCGAUAACUAGUUCCUCUUUCCCAACACCACGCUAACACACUCCCACACGAACACUCACUCAGACACACAAACACACGCGCACACACACACACACACACACACACAAACAGACACACACACACACAAACAGACACACACACACACACUCAACGCUCUCCAUCCAGCCAUCACCAUGACGACCUCGGCGCUCCGUCGGCAGGUGAAGAACAUCGUGCACAACUACUCUGAGGCCGAGAUCAAGGUCCGUGAGGCAACCUCGAAUGACCCCUGGGGUCCAUCGAGUUCGCUGAUGUCAGAGAUCGCUGACCUCACCUUCAGCGUGGUGGCCUUCUCUGAGGUUAUGAGUAUGGUGUGGAAACGGCUCAACGACCAUGGGAAGAACUGGAGACACGUCUACAAGGCCCUGACGCUGCUGGACUACCUGGCCAAGACAGGCUGGCGAGUGUACAGCAGUGCAGGCGCCUUCACCAUCAGGCAGCUCUUGCUGACCAGUCACGUGGACCGCGACGGCCGUGACCAGGGCCUGAAUGUGCGUGAGAAGGCCAAGCAGCUGGCGGCGUUGCUGCGUGACGACGAGCGGCUCCGUCAGGAGCGAGUCCAGGCCCUGAAGACCAAGGAGCGCAUGGCAGGCGGGGGCACUGGUGGAGGAGGAGGAGGAGGAGGAGGAGGAGGAGGAGGAGGAGGGCUGGGUGGGGCGGCGGUGCCUCCGGCGUACCCAGGCAGAAGGAGCAGCCAGCCCAGCAUGGCAGCACUCUACGGGGAGGAGUUCAGCCGCUCCAGAGGAUCACCAUCCUCAUUCAACUCGUCCUCCUCAUCUCCGCGAGCGUCUGAUCUGGAACAGACUCGACCGCAGACCAGCGGGGAGGAGGAGCUGCAGCUACAGCUGGCCCUGGCCAUGAGCCGACAGGAGAGCCAGAAGGAACAGCACAGUCGCCAAGGAGAUGAUUCAUUCCUUCAGAAAGCCCUUGAUGAAAGCAGAAGAGCCGAUGAACCAGGAACAGGAGAGGUGUGUGAUUCGUUGGUGAACUCCAGCACGCCAGUCAUUGGCAGCCCCUGGAUGGGCCGCCGUGGCUCCAGUAGCCCCUCCCAGCCCUGGGGUUGCAGCCAAUCGUCAACAGAUCCAUGGGAGGCCCCGCCCUCCAAAAGCAGCCCAAACUCUGUCAAUCAUGCAUGGAAAAGCCCAACAAAUAAUGGUGAUCCCUUUUCUGCCCAGGAAGAGGAGGGGCCUAGAGAGGAAGAGGAGGGGCUUCCCAACCUCUUCAGUCCUCGUGCUGUGAGUCCAGCAGAUUCGGAUCCCUUCGGAGACUCGGUCGUGGUGGCGGAGCAGGUGAACGGGCGUGUCGGAGCAUCGCCCGCGACACCAGCAGGCCUUGAGGCCUUCCUGGGCCCCACGGCCGCCUCGCUGGUCAACCUGGACACACUCAUCCCCGCCAACCCGCCGACCACGAGCAGGAACCCCUUUCUGUCCGGUCUCAGUGCUCCCUCCCCCACUAACCCGUUCCACUGUGACCAGCCGCGCCUCACCCUUAACCAGCUGCGCCCGUGCUCCACCUCCCCUCUGCCCCCUCCUGCCCACACCUCCUCCUCCUCCUCCUCCUCCCCUGUCCACUACAGCAGCAGCAGCAGCACAACAACCACCUCCAUCACAACCAUCACCACCACCACCACCACCACCAGCAGCAGCAGCAUCCGCAAGCGCUUACUCGCAGCCUGUACCUGA